GCUCCCUCUCUUCUCCCCUUCGUCGAGGCACCAGAUCUGACAUCCCACCCGAGCUCGCCUUCGCUGCUGCGCCUCCCAGAUCCCGAUCUCCCCAUGCCUCCUCCCAUCCGCUGACUCCACCGCCGCCGCCGCCACCGCCACCGCGGCGAUGGCGUCGCGCCCGCCCCUCCGCACCACCUCCGUCGCCUCUGUCUCCUCCUCCACCGACUCCCCCACCUCCGUCGGGCCUCCCGGCGGCGUCCCGCAGUCCAUCACCGCGCUCCUCAACAACCCUCUCCCCUCUGCCGCCGCCUCCUCCUACUCCUGGCUGCCCUGGCCGCCCCCCACCAUCCCUCUCCCUGACGCGGCUCCCACGCCGCCGUCGCACCCCUGCGAGGUCACCCGCGCCGACUUCGCGCCCUACCUCGCCGCCGUCUCCGACCCCUACGCUCGCUUCGCCGACAUCCGCCUCCACGCCACCGCCGAGCUCGCCGCCUCCUCGGACACCGAGGGCGCCCCGGCUGCCUCCUCCGGCCUCGCCGCCUGCCUCCGCGAGGUGCCCGCGCUCUUCUUCAAGGAGGACUUCGCGCUCGAGGACGGGCCCACGUUCCAGGUCGCCUGCCCGCUCGGCGACGACGGGCUGCAGGAGCGCCUUGGCCAACACCUCGAUGUUGUGGAGGCGCACCUCGUACGGGAGAUCGCACUCCGGUCCGAGUCCUUCUACGAGGCGCAGGGCCGGCUGCGCGGGCUCGACGGAGAGAUUGUUACGGCAGUAGGGAGGAUCCGCGAGCUCAGGGAGGUGGUCCGAGUGCUCACGGGGGACCUCGUCGGGUCAGCAAGGCAGGUGCAGGAGCUCAAUGCCACGCGGGGCAACCUUGUGGCACUGCAGCAGAAGCUUACUGUCAUCCUUUACGUCAGCCAGGCCCUUGCCGCACUCAAGUUGCUUGUUGCAGCAGCAGAUUGUGCUGGUGCCCUUGAUGUCAUCGAUGACUUGCAAAAUUUACUAGAUACUGAUGAACUUGCUGGGCUUUAUUGCUUUCGCCAUAUUCGAGAUCAGCUUGGGACGUCACUAGAUUCAGUGAACAGCAUUCUUUCAGCAGAAUUUGUGCACGCUGCUGUUCCCGAUGGAAAAGCUGUAGAUGCUAUGAUUUCAUCAAAUGUGAAAAGAAAAGCUUCCAGCCCAUCGAAUGGGACAGAACAUGAGGGUAACAUACAUGAGGAGGAAAGUUUUAUUCUCAGAGAUCGACUUCUCCCUCUCAUUAUUUGCCUGCUGAGAACGGACAAACUUCCUGCAGUUCUCAGAAUCUACCGGGAUACACUUAUUACUGUUAUGAAAGCUUCAAUCAAAGCCACAGUCGCAGAGUUGCUUCCAGUUUUAACUGCCAGACCAAUAGAUUCCGAUUCAGUAACCGGAGACAGGGCUGUUGAUGCCGACGCUGGAGGCCAGUCCUUAGCAAAUAAAUUGCGAAGUUUGUCAUCUGAAGGGUUUGUUCAACUUUUGUCCGCCAUUUUCAGGAUAGUACAGGUACAUUUACAACAAGCAGCCGAAGUGAAAAGAUUAGUUGAGUGGAUCAUGGGAAACCUUGAUGGAACCUUAAUUGUUGAUGCUAGCAAUCCUACAGUACAACAUGGUGGUUCAGUUUCUGAUGUUUCCCAAGAGAAUGACUACAGUGUUUCUUCACGGGUAUCUAAUACUCUUACACGGAGUACUUCCAAAAUCCCCUUUGUUCAGGGAAAAGCAAAUGAUUUGUCCAUUAUAAAUUCAAUAAAGAAUGUCCGGGCUGAUGUAUUGAGAGAAAACACUGAAGCAGUUUUCGCUGCAUGUGAUGCUGCCCAUGGGCGAUGGGCUAAACUCCUAGGUGUCCGUGCUGCUCUACAUCCCAGGUUAAGGCUUCAGGAAUUUUUGAUCAUCUACAAUAUAACAGAAGAAUUUAUAGCUGCUACUGAAAAGGUUGGAGGCAGGUUGGGUUACAACAUUCGUGGAAUUCUACAGCAACAGUCGAAGCAGUUUGUUGAUUAUCAGCAUAGCGUUCGGAUGACAAAAAUCAAGGCUGUUCUUGACCAAGAGACGUGGGUUGCUGUUGAUGUUCCUGAAGAGUUCCAAGCAAUUGUUCUAUCGCUUUCAUCCACUUAUUCUUCUGUUAAUGGCAUGGAUAUGCCUAGCGCAGAUGAUAACUCAAAGUUCAGUGAUCCUACAAGUCAAGAAACGGCAUAUUCAGCUGAAAAUAAUGCCGAUAAUGGCAAAUUAACAUCUGCAACAGGUGAAAGCAAGGUUGAGUCCACUUCUCAGACUGAAAAUAAUGUCAUUGGGAAUCAGAGGUCAACCUUGCAAACUAUUGUACAUGGAGGUGUUGGCUAUCAUAUGGUAAACUGUGGUUUGAUAUUGUUGAAGAUGUUAUCAGAAUAUGUUGACAUCAGUAAAUGUUUGCCAUCAUUAUCUUUUGAAGUGGUCCAACGUGUUGUGGAAAUAUUAAAGCUUUUCAACACUAGGACUUGCCAACUUGUUCUCGGUGCAGGUGCCAUGCAGGUGUCUGGUCUUAAAUCAAUUACAUCUAAGCAUUUAGCUUUGGCGAGCCAAAUAAUCAGUUUUAUACAUUCCUUAAUUCCAGAUAUCAGACGCGUACUUUUCCUGAAAAUACCUGAAGCACGCAAACAUCUGUUGAUGUCCGAAUUGGAUAGAGUCACUCAGGACUACAAGGUUCAUCGAGAUGAAAUUCACAGCAAACUAGUCCAGAUAAUGAGAGAGAGAUUGCUUGCAAAUCUUAGAAAACUACCCCAAAUUGUUGAAGGCUGGAAUGGCCCAGAGGACAAUGAAUUGCAGCCUAGUCAAUUUGCUAAAGCUGUUACAAAGGAAGUAACCUAUUUGCAUCGUAUCCUUUCUCAAACAUUGCUUGAGGUCGAUGUGCAAACAAUAUUCAGGCAAGUUGUUCAAAUUUUCCAUUCACACAUUACAGAAGCAUUUAGAAAAUUGGAAGUCAGUACUCCUCAAGCGAAGAACAGAUUAUGCCGAGAUGUUCAGCAUAUUCUUACAUGUAUCCGGAAGUUGCCAGCUGAGAACUUCAGUGCAGAAACUAUUCCAAAUUAUGGUCUUCUUGAUGAAUUCUUGGCUGAGAACUUUGGGACAAAAGUUGGUGAGUGAUUGACUGUACAUUAGGAACUGACUCAUGUCUGCAAAUGUUCAAUGGCGGAAAAUAUGUUAAAUGGGAAGUGCUUCAAGACAUUGCCAUGUUUGGCAUAAAUUCUGUGCAGGUAUUGCUGUGCGGCGGGAUAGUGAAAGAGGAGCUCCCCUGAUGACAUAAUCACUGAUUUUCUAGCACUUCCCAAGAUUAAAGUUUUGGCUCCAUAGCUUUUCCAUGUCAGGCCAUAUUUGUUUUUUUAGUUUCCAAUAGUAUUUUGAUUCCCGUUUGGGGAGCUGAUAUCGGUUAGAUGCUGGUAUAGAGGAAACCGAGAGUUUUGGCAGCACGACCUAUUCUCUGCAUGGUGCUUCAUGCUGUUAGGUCCAUUGUAUCGAAUAGGCCGUCGAGACGGCAGCCCAUGUAUUUUAUCCCUGUAAGGUCUGUAAUUAUUAUUCUUGGUGCGAAAUACAAUUCUAUAUGUUAGUCCAGGCAAAGCUUCAAGUUGCAGUGCUAUAUACAGGAAAUCUGCCAUUCAUUUGUAGGCAUGUAUCUUUUAUCCCUAUCCGCUUGACCUGGGAAAAAUAUUCAGAUCUUACUGUGUUUA
This is a messenger RNA of Panicum hallii, 3699 nucleotides long. RefSeq names its product vacuolar protein sorting-associated protein 54, chloroplastic. The coding region runs from base 149 to 3118 and encodes 989 amino acids. NCBI's taxonomy places the organism in Eukaryota, Viridiplantae, Streptophyta, Magnoliopsida, Poales, Poaceae. The transcript has 19 exons. Gene Ontology annotation, cellular component: GARP complex. Gene Ontology annotation, biological process: Golgi to vacuole transport; retrograde transport, endosome to Golgi. The record is from RefSeq and is a predicted model, not a curated record. Gene Ontology annotation, molecular function: syntaxin binding.